Messenger RNA from Maniola jurtina (meadow brown), 1520 nucleotides. Its product is annotated as neuronal acetylcholine receptor subunit beta-4-like. Gene Ontology annotation, cellular component: membrane. The record is from RefSeq and is a predicted model, not a curated record. The annotation marks the transcript as partial. The transcript has a single exon. Gene Ontology annotation, biological process: monoatomic ion transmembrane transport. NCBI's taxonomy places the organism in Eukaryota, Metazoa, Arthropoda, Insecta, Lepidoptera, Nymphalidae. Gene Ontology annotation, molecular function: transmembrane signaling receptor activity; extracellular ligand-gated monoatomic ion channel activity.
CCAAUAACCAUGUUACUUGUCACAAUAAUUUUAGUGUUUUUUAUUAACUUCACAAUGAACUGCGUUAUUGACAAUCGAUCGAAAGAAUCGAUGGUUGAACAAAGACUGCACAGGGAUUUACUCCAAAAUUACCUAGCAUAUCAACCGCCCUGUUCAAAUGUAACCACAGUCGAUUUAAUUUUCAUUCUAAAAUAUUUCUACUUUGAUGACAAUGAAGAGAAUUUUCACGUAUACACGGAGACCUGUUUGAUUUGGAAUGACCCAAGACUCGCUUGGAAGCCACAAGAUUAUGACGAUCUAGAACAGAUUUUGAUGCCAGCAAUCUUUUUAUGGAGACCUCAAUCGGCAUUCAAAAAUGUCAAUGACUUGAACGACGAAUCUGGAGAUAGCAUACAGUCAUCAACUCAUUGUAGCGUGGCAAAUGAGGGUUAUGUAAGUUGUUCGUUACGACAGCAUCAUGCAACAAUUUGUAAAACCAAAUUGAAUAGCUGGCCCUAUGAUGUCCAAUUUUGUUCUUUCAAUCUCAUCCCUGAACGGUCAGAGAGAAUUGAGUAUAAACGACGUCACAAAAUAAUAUACCCUUCACCUUUAGGAUUGAUAAGAAAAAACAAAACAUACGGUCCUGGGUGGAAUAUAGUCGAUACAAAUUUUGAUAUCAUAGAAGUUAACGGUACCAGUAUUAAAUUUGAUUUCUUAGUGCAAAGACGGGCUUUGGGAUUUGCUUCAAUUGUUAUAAUACCCUCGAUACUUUUGGUUAUAUUUACUUUAUCUUUAAUGUUUUUGGAUGUGAGGUGUUAUGUGAGAAUUAUGAUGGCAAGUUUGACUUUGGUCAGCCAUUUUACAUUAUUGGAAAUCAUAAGUGUUUUUAUACCGCAUCAUGAUUCUGAUACUCCUUUGAUAUUAAAGUUUAUUUUCGCGUCUAUUUUUAUAACAACUUGUGUAAUUGUUUUGUCUGUCUCUUUAAAUUUGUUACUAAAAAAACUAACGAAACCGUCAACGAAUGUUGGUGCUUUUAAUAAACGUGUAUUGGAAACACGUUUAAGUUAUUUAAUAUUUCCAAAAUGGAGAGUUGUUUCGAAUGAAGACGGUGGGGAUUUGAGUGUUGUGAAAAUUUGGACUGAUUUUGCAAGUAUAGUCAAUAGUUUAUUCCUACAUACUUUUUUUGUUGUAUAUUUGAUUUCGUACUGUGUUUUUAUGCCCCAACCUACAAAAGUUUGAUUAUAUAUAUUAUAUACAAUUUUUUUGAUAUUUCUUGGAUAACUAAUAAUAGUAGCUGCUAGUACAGAACAUUAUUAUAAUGUUUUUAGCAAGUAUAGAAACAUUUAAAUAUCUUUACUGUAACAAAAGUGUAGUGUACUUGAAUCGUUGAAAAAAAUAUUAUGUAGGACAAAAAUUGUUUUUUAAUUGAAAUACAUAGUUGUUUUUAAGUACCUAACCACGAAACUCCUGUGAUGAAUAAAAAUUUUAUAUACAAGACUCGGGAUUCCAAUCAAAUUAAAAAAGUAAAUGAGUUUGUUCUU